CAACAACAGUCCGGCGUCAAACAAACACAACGAUUAACUGAGUUGCCCGCUAUUGAAAAAAGAUUCCCCCUUACAAUUUGCAAGAUUUACCUUUUUUAGUAUCUAGUACGUGAAACUGUGGCGUUGAACCCUUAAGAUGAGAGUUAUGAACAUUAAUAUUGGUAGUACACCAAAAUUAUUUAAAUCAGUGAGAUAUUCUCUGGCCGCCGUUAAUUCUAUAUUUUUGAUAAAGGGAAUUAUACUGCCUAUACUUGGAGUAACGUUUUUGGUAAAACAUAAUGUUUACGACCAACUAAUUACCAAUAGAUUUAUUAAUUUACCUGCUUUUACUAUAGCAACAGGAGUUCUGAUUUUAGCCAUCGCCGUUUUGGGUUACUAUGGAGCUUUUUCCGAAAAAUUUUACGUCGUUGCUGGUUACGCAGCUCUCAUGGUAGUAAUAUUUGUUUUUGAGAUGACGAUAACAAUAAUAGCAUUUGACCUUCGCAAUAGUUCAGCGACAGCAAUAAGAACACCAAUGGUGGAAAGUAUGAAUUUAUAUGAAGCAAGAAGGGAUAUUGCCAGGCUAUGGGACGAUUUGCAAAUGAGCUUUGAGUGCUGCGGGGUGUCUGGUCGCCACGACUGGUCCAAUCGUAUACCAAUCAGCUGUUGUCACAUCGACUACGGAACUAUAUCACCGUUUCAGUGCAAUAUUAGUAACUCUUACCCAACUGGCUGCGCGUCUGCCCUCGGCGGUUGGUUCAGCAAAAAUUCGCAUGUUAUAGGCACUUUUGCUGCUGUAUUUACUUCGAUACAGGCUUUGUUGACAGCAAUGUCCGGGUGGCUAGCGUGGAGGGCCAAAUUCGAGGAAGUUGAGUUGGAGUCGUAAAUCUAAGCCCAAACUAUAUAACACAUAAAAUGUUUAGAUAGGUGACGUGUUAAAACUCUAAUAAUGACAAUCCUGUCACAAAUAUAUUUCAUAAUCAUAAGAGUUGAAUAUCAUAAGAAUGUUUGUAAUAAUUAGGUAACAAUUACUGAUGUCACAAACUAGGAAUUACAUGGAACGAAAACUUAAGAUUGGUUUUAUGAUUGUAGAUCAAAAAGAUGUAAUCUGUAAUAACCUUACUCUUUGUUUACGUCAUUGUGUAUCGUAGAUUAUAGAGUCAGGUAUAUCACAUCUAAAAUACGUCACUCUAUAAUACCUAUAUAGAUAAUAAAGAUUUUAUAAAAACAA
Messenger RNA from Pieris napi, 1210 nucleotides. Its product is annotated as leukocyte surface antigen CD53-like. The transcript is spliced from 6 exons. The coding region runs from base 137 to 865 and encodes 242 amino acids. The record is from RefSeq and is a predicted model, not a curated record. NCBI's taxonomy places the organism in Eukaryota, Metazoa, Arthropoda, Insecta, Lepidoptera, Pieridae. Gene Ontology annotation, cellular component: membrane.